Dermacentor silvarum is the source of this 1382-nucleotide messenger RNA. RefSeq names its product protein Skeletor, isoforms B/C-like. The record is from RefSeq and is a predicted model, not a curated record. The transcript is spliced from 6 exons. The coding region runs from base 54 to 701 and encodes 215 amino acids. Lineage: Eukaryota; Metazoa; Arthropoda; Arachnida; Ixodida; Ixodidae.
CGCGGUGCGACGCGAACUCUUCGCCCCAGUCGGUACUUGUGGAGCGGUGCGCGAUGAGUUGUUGUAGAGCAGCCAUGUCUUCUCCAAGGGCGAACGUCAUCGCCGCGCUGCUGCUUGUAGGCGCCGUAGCGCUUCUGCUGCCCAAGACGGAAGCAGGAGGCGGUUUUGUAGCAGAUGAAGAACAGCGCCUCAACUUGCUGAGACCACAUAGGAGCGGCCCACUUCGUCACCGUGUCGCAAGGGAUGUCACCGGACUCAUCCGCGGUGUGCGGUGGUCCCCCGUCGGAGGCAGAUCUGCUCGGUCUCCCCUGCCGGCGCCAAAGACGGUGACCAAGGCAGCCGCACCGGUGACGCUUCCGGCGCUCACUAAGAGGGCGCACAACGUCGGAUCGGGACCCAUUGUGCUCAAAAGCAAGAAGAAAAUCUUCAUCCCUAAGUUCACUUACGAUGGUGCUGGUCCCGACGUGUACUUCUUGGUUGGCAAGGGGCCCAAGGUGACCCACAAGGGCGCUACCAAGAUCCCCACUCCGACUGGAGAAACCAAGAUAAAGAAGGGCUACACAGGCCAGGACGUGACACUGACGCUUCCGGGGAGCUUGACAUUCAACGAUGUCGACUGGUUCGCCGUUUACUGCAUCACCUACGAAGAGAACUUCGGUGACGUUCGCAUACCGAAGAACCUUCACCUGCCUGCCGUCUGAGCGCUCAUUCAUGUUUAGAGUUUUGGGGUCCAGAAACUCCGUUAGCUUUGUACACAGCUGGACAUUCUGGCCGGCAGAGAAAGAUGAGGCUCUCUGACCAUGUGUGAUUUGUCACAGAACUUGAAAGUUAACAGUCAUGCAAGUAGCCGUGUGACAUGUGUUUUAUUGAAAUAACUACCCGGCAAACAAUGGUCUCGUUAACGAACAGGCUUAAAUGACAUUGUUGGCUUAUGAAGAGAGUCUCACCUUUUUCUUCAACUCGGUGCAUGUGUAAGCUAUCUGGACAAGCACAGACUUGAAGCGUGCGACAUUAAGUGCUAUAAGCGAAAAUGGGUUUCGGCUAAGUGCUAUGAAUAACUCCAAGCAUCUUAUGUUUAUACGCCUGCUACGCACAGGACGGAGAAAAUAGAAAAGUUGUCCCACCGGGUUGGCUUUGCACGCUACGGACUGCGGCAUGCCACCCAGCCUCAUAUUUCGCCUUUUAGUUUCAAAGAAACUAUUAUUAGUGUUUUCAUCCACUUCAACAUCUUGAUAUCAUUCCAUAGGUUUUCUUGGGCCUGUUCAAACCACACUGUGCAUUUUUCUGUUCUUGCAUCUGUGACCUUUGCAUAUAGGAACAUAUGGCCUCGGCCAGAAAGAAUAAAAAAAGCAACAACUGAUUUCAGCAAUAAAUGCGUGAAA